AUUCUUUGGUCGCAACCAACCGCGACACCACACCACUACCCCCACCGCGACGGCACCCUCAAAUUCACGACUCUCCGCUGGUCACCGGAUCGUCAUGUCCAUGAGGGCACCAUACCUAUUUCACCGCCCGCGCAGUCCUUGAACUCUUGUAAAUCAGAUUCCUCCACGACACCCCUUAGCAUUCGUUUGUUCAUUCCAAAAUGUCUCGGCCUUCGCCUCUUCUGGAUCCGACCAUACGGCGGGUGAGCGAAGACUCUGUGGGGGAGCGGUAUCCGAGGGAAAUAGACAGCCCGGUCAUGUCUCCGGCGAGCGUGGUUAGUGUAUGGAACGAAGGCGGGAAACGUACUGUUCAUUCGAAAUGGAGACAUACCCUUGGUAUAGUACUGCUGCUGGCGACCGUUUUUCUAUGGACUGCCAGUAAUUUCCUUGCAAGCACGAUUUUCGCGGACGACUCCUACUCUAAACCCUACCUUGUAACCUAUAUCAACACGGCUUUCUUCAUCAUUCCCCUCAUUCCUAUGUUGCUCAAGCAUGCAUGGGACGACCGGUCGAACCUCGCCCAACGCCAACCCCUCAUCUCCAAUAUCCGCGACUUGCUGCAACGCCGCGUAGGUCGGUAUAAGCUGCUCCGGGACCACGAAUCAUCCUCCUCCUCGCUAUCUUCAAAGUCCUCAGGAAGGGAGCGAAGCCAGUCCCCAGCCGCUGCGCAAUUAUUGCUUGGCGAUGAACCGGGAAGCGGCCAGGACUUGACCGCCAGCAUGCUCAUCCCACAAGAAGGCCUCACACUCGCCGAGACUGUGAAACUCAGCCUGGAAUUCUGCCUCCUCUGGUUCUGUGCAAACUACUUUGCAGCCGCGUGUCUCGAAUACACCACCGUGGCCUCGUCCACCAUCCUUGCUUCCACGUCCUCUAUUUGGACCCUCAUGUGCGGCUCCCUCCUCCGCGUCGAACGCUUCACCCUCCGCAAAUUCCUAGGCGUCAUGGCCUCCCUCGCUGGUAUCGCGCUCAUCUCCUCCAUCGACGUCUCCGGGGACACCGACGAAAAUAGAGGCUCCUUCCCCCAUAAGACGCCCCGCGAACUCGCCAUCGGCGACUCCAUGGCCUUCCUUUCCGCCGUACUCUACGGAUUCUACGCAGUGUUUAUGAAAAAACGAAUCGGCGACGAAAGCAAAGUCAACAUGCCACUCUUCUUCGGUCUCGUGGGCCUUUUCAACGUCUUCCUCCUCUGGCCCGGUCUCAUAAUCCUCCACUUAACGUCCAUCGAGCCUUUUUCCCUUCCCCCUACCUCACGCAUCCUGACCAUCGUGCUCGUAAACUCUGCAUCCAGCCUCAUCAGCGAUUUCUGCUGGGCCUACGCGAUGUUGCUGACGAGCCCACUGAUCGUGACUGUCGGGUUGAGUUUGACAAUUCCGUUGAGUUUAAUUGGUCAGAUGGUUCUAGAUGCACAGUAUUCGAGUUGGUUGUAUUGGAUUGGUGCCGCGAUUACGGUGCUGAGUUUUAUUUUUAUUAAUCGCGAGGAUACGAAGGACGAGGAGGAGGGACUGCAGGAUGCGGAGCCAGUAUUCAGCGUUAGGAGUUCGAUGCAGGGACGCAGGGAUUCGGUGAGGAGUUUAGGGAGUGCCACCGGGAGAGCGUAGGGAUCAGGGGGUUUGAUAGAUUUUAUUUCUCAUACAUCGUCGGCUUAGACGGAUCGGGUUUGGAAUUGAUGGACACGGCGUUAGGUGGUGGAUAUCCUAGGAGCAAAGGUACGACCAAUGAGAGGAAACCGUC
Lindgomyces ingoldianus is the source of this 1770-nucleotide messenger RNA. RefSeq lists its product as uncharacterized. Gene Ontology annotation, biological process: regulation of peptide transport. Lineage: Eukaryota; Fungi; Ascomycota; Dothideomycetes; Pleosporales; Lindgomycetaceae. Gene Ontology annotation, cellular component: membrane. The record is from RefSeq and is a predicted model, not a curated record. Bases 201 to 1637 code for a protein of 478 amino acids. The transcript has 2 exons.